This is a messenger RNA of Teleopsis dalmanni, 2589 nucleotides long. Its product is annotated as long-chain-fatty-acid--CoA ligase 4-like. The transcript is spliced from 12 exons. Gene Ontology annotation, molecular function: palmitoyl-CoA ligase activity. Gene Ontology annotation, biological process: neuron differentiation; long-chain fatty acid metabolic process; long-chain fatty-acyl-CoA metabolic process. The record is from RefSeq and is a predicted model, not a curated record. Gene Ontology annotation, cellular component: endoplasmic reticulum; plasma membrane; lipid droplet. Lineage: Eukaryota; Metazoa; Arthropoda; Insecta; Diptera; Diopsidae. The coding region runs from base 300 to 2423 and encodes 707 amino acids.
AUUGUAAAUGUAUCGUUGUUUCUUGAUAUAAAAUUACAAUAUUUACAUUGAGCACAAUAAAAUAAGAGAAAAAAGAGUACCCAUUUCUUGCUGCUACUCGGCGACACGCGAAAAUGUCAAAAAUUAACUUGGGCAAAGAAAUCUAAACAGACGUAAAACAAACGUGAUUGAGACCGAUACGUUGCUGUUGUAGUUAUAAAUAAAUGCGGGCAGACAAUAUAAAUUUUAUCUAAAUAAAUAAAAAUAAGUUUAAUUCAUUAAAUCAAUUAAAGCGUUGUAUAUCUUUGUAAGAAAUUUUGAUGGAAAGCUUUUGGGUGCAAGGUAUCAUCGGCACACUUAAGGCCAUUACCCUUUUGGCCGAUAUCUUAACGCUGCCGGUCUAUUUGGUAUUACAAAGACCAUGGAAACGAAGGGAAGAGGCUAAAAGAGUGAAGGCAAAGGCUAUUACCACCGAUGAGACCUCAAUGACAUAUCGCACUAUUGAACCGCCACGGGAAGUCCAUGUAAAAAUGUUGCAGGCUAACAUUGAUACAUUGGAGAAGAUGUUUAACUACGUGGCGAAAACGCAUUCAACUAAACGCUGCUUGGGUACACGUCAGAUUCUAAGUGAAGAGGAUGAAGUACAACCCAAUGGACGCAUUUUCAAAAAGUACAAUAUGGGAGAAUAUAAGUGGAAAAAUUUUAUUGAAGUUGAACGUAUGGCAUCAUCUUUUGGACGUGGCUUGCGGGAAUGUGGUCAGGAACCUCAAAGAAAUAUAGUUCUUUUUGCUGAAACACGUGCUGAAUGGAUGAUUGCUGCUCAUGGUUGCUUUAAACAGUCAAUGCAUAUUGUAACUGUAUAUGCUACAUUAGGUGAUGAAGGAGUAGCUCAUUGUAUAAGUGAAACCGAAGUUACAACUGUAAUAACCUCACAUGAUCUGUUACCUAAAUUCAAAGUCUUGCUGGAGAAAUGCCCCAAUGUGGAUACAAUUAUAUAUAUGGAAGAUCAGUUACAUAAAACUGAUACAAGCGGUUUUAAAGAAGGCGUUAAAAUAAUACCAUUCUCACAAGUAGUACGCACGGGGCAAGAUAGCAAAUUUGAGAGUUUACCACCCAAAGGAGAUGAUAUUGCUAUUAUUAUGUACACUUCAGGAUCUACUGGUACACCUAAAGGCGUUUUACUUUCGCAUAAAAAUUUAAUAGCAACUAUGAAAGGAUUUUGCGAUGUCGUACCAAUUUUCCCAGAUGAUGUACUGAUUGGCUUUUUACCUUUGGCGCAUGUAUUUGAGCUUUUGGCAGAAAGUGUUUGCCUUAUGACUGGCGUACCAAUUGGUUAUUCCACACCAUUAACAUUAAUUGAUACAAGUAGUAAAAUUAUGCGUGGUAGUAAAGGAGAUGCCACCGUUUUGAAACCGACUUGCAUGACUUCAGUACCACUCAUUUUAGAUCGGAUAUCUAAAGGCAUUAACGAUAAAAUUAACUCUGGCUCAGCAUUCAAAAAGGCAUUGUUCAGAUUUCUGUAUCAGUACAAAUUAAAUUGGACUCAAAAAGGUUAUCUUACACCUUUAGUAGACAGGCUAGUUUUUCAUAAAGUAUCAAAAUUGCUUGGUGGUCGCGUACGAAUUAUUAUGUCUGGAGGAGCUCCACUAUCACCGGAUACACACGAGCAAAUUAAAAUAUGUUUGUGUGUAGAUUUAGUACAAGGCUAUGGUUUAACUGAAACGACAUCAGGAGCAACUGUUAUGGAUUAUCGUGAUUUGACAUACGGACGCACAGGUGCACCUUUGACAGUAUGUGAUAUACGCCUAGUUAAUUGGGAGGAAGGAAAUUAUCGAGUAACUAAUAAACCAUAUCCUCAAGGAGAAGUAUUGAUUGGUGGUGAUUGUGUGUCAUUGGGUUAUUACAAGUUACCUGGGAAAACAGCUGAAGAUUUCUUUGAAGAAGAUGGCAGACGUUGGUUCAAAACUGGAGAUGUUGGUGAAAUACAUCCCGACGGCGUACUUAAAAUUAUUGAUCGUAAAAAGGAUUUAGUUAAAUUACAAGCUGGAGAAUAUGUUUCACUUGGAAAAGUUGAGUCAGAAUUAAAAACUUGUCCAUAUAUUGAAAAUAUUUGCGUAUAUGGUGAUCCAUCAAAACAAUUUACUGUUGGAUUAGUAGUACCCAACCAGAAACAUUUAGAAGAACUAGCACAACGUCAUGGCCUAGAAAAUAAACAUUUCGAUGAGUUAUGUGCAUCACCAGUAUUGGAAAAAGCUAUGAUUAAAGAAAUUGCGGAACAUGCGAGAAAAUGUAAAUUACAAAAGUUUGAAGUACCUGCUGCUAUCACUUUAUGCAAAGAGGUUUGGUCUCCAGAUAUGGGCUUGGUAACAGCUGCCUUUAAACUUAAGCGCAAAGACAUACAAGACAAAUACCAACAUGAUAUAAAUCGCAUGUAUGCUUCAUGAAAAUUACCUUAUUAAGUUUCAAUAAUUAAAGCUUUGACUGACGCAAACUAAAAUUUUUUAAGCGUUGGAAUCCUACGAGGCAAAAAAUACGAAAGAAUUUCAAAGCAUAAUACUAAAUGUCCAUUUGUUUUUUAAAAUAGUUUGUGCUUUUAUUUGAUUGCGUUUA